AUGAGGAUGAUCGUUGGCUUCCUACGCAAAGCCCUUGUGCUCCAGGUGAGGUUCACUCUCACAGCUUCUCCAACCCCACAAAGUUUGCAUUUUCUUCUCCACCACUUCUACCCAUUCUCAUCUUCCUCCACAUCCAUUCCCACUUCUGAAAGAUCAGAGUCAUUCACUGUGUCUUACCUCAUUGACUCAUGUGGCCUCUCUCAUGAAGAUGCUCUAUCAGCUUCCAAAUUACUCCGCUUUGAAACCCCCGAAAAACCCGAUUCGGUCCUUGCCUUCUUCAACAGCCAUGGCUUCUCCAAAUCCCAAACCUCAAAAAUCGUCAAAUCGCUACCUCGACUACUCGCAUCCGAUCCCGACAAAACCCUUUUGCCCAAACUCCAAUUCUUCUACUCCAAAGGCGCUUCCAAGCCUGAUGUUGCCAAGAUCGUAGUCUCAACCCCAGGCAUCUUGAAACGAAGCUUGGAAAAUCAAAUCAUUCCUUCUUUUAAUUUCUUGAAAGAUUUCCUUCAAUCCGACGAGAUGGCAAUUACUGUUGUUAAACGCUUUUCCCGGAUUCUGCUCUUUGAUCUUCACACCUAUGUGGCUUCUAAUAUGAAUGCGUUGCAAGAAUUUGGAGUACCCAAAUCAAAUAUUGCAGGAUUGCUAAUGUCUAUCGAUGAGUAA
This is a messenger RNA of Vitis riparia (riverbank grape), 663 nucleotides long. RefSeq names its product transcription termination factor MTEF1, chloroplastic-like. Bases 1 to 663 code for a protein of 220 amino acids. NCBI's taxonomy places the organism in Eukaryota, Viridiplantae, Streptophyta, Magnoliopsida, Vitales, Vitaceae. Gene Ontology annotation, biological process: regulation of DNA-templated transcription; chloroplast organization. Gene Ontology annotation, cellular component: chloroplast. Gene Ontology annotation, molecular function: double-stranded DNA binding. The record is from RefSeq and is a predicted model, not a curated record. The transcript has 2 exons.